Molecule: messenger RNA, 659 nt
Organism: Rubroshorea leprosula
Lineage: Eukaryota; Viridiplantae; Streptophyta; Magnoliopsida; Malvales; Dipterocarpaceae
Source: the annotation of a GenBank genome assembly
AGAAGAAGCCUAUUUCAAUGGGAAGAAGAGGAGGCAAAUGAGCUCUGCAAGAUGAUAGAGGAGGUGAAGAUCUACCCAAGAUGCCCAGAUGAAUGGGAAUGGAGGCAUAGUAAGGAUGGCCUAUACUCAACGUCAAUUGCGUACGAGAUGUUAACAAAAGAUGAAAGGGGACUGGUUGAAACAAAAUUCUUCAAGAGGGUAUGGAAUCCUAUUCUCCCAAGUAAAAUUGCUGCGUUUAAUUGGAAAGUAAUGAUGGAUAGAAUUCCAACCAAACUGAAUUUGUUCAAGAGAGGAGUCAUCAAGGACAUGGAAGAUGGGAAAUGCACAUUGUGUGAGGUGGAGGACGAGGACAUCAAUCACUUGUUUUUGAAUUGCAAUGUAGCUAGGUGGUUAUGGAUGGCUUGUGCUAAUUGGUGGGGGAUUACCAUCAAGUUAGAUAAGGAAUGUAGGAAAACCUUUGAAAAUUUCGGGACAUGGACUAAACAACUAAGCAUCAGAGAAGGAUGAGAUUGCAUCUGGAACACAAUGGUCUGGUCCGUGUGGCUUGCACGAAAUCAAAAGGUUUUCCAAGAUUCGGAGGCAAAUAGGGGUAAGAUAUUUGAACUUAUUCAAUUGAGAUCUUUUGUAUGGAUUAAGGCAAAGAAAGUUAGGUGUUACUU